UGUGGUUGAGACAUUUUCCACUUUCAUAUUUAAACUUUUUCACCUACAGCCUACGCAGGCGAAGUGACUAAGAGGAAACAAUGGAUGCUCUGCUGUGAUGCAAAGAGAAAUUCCACCAACUUUCACAUAUUGUCAUGUGUCACUGCCCUGUCAGGCUGUCAGUGUUUGCUGCUCGGGGCUCCAGAGGCUUCGUGGCUAGUUGUUGGCACUGCUCGGCCAGCUGGGGGAGAUGAGUGACUGCGAGUUUGGAUAUGUGCACACACUGGCUGAGGACUACCUGCGGUGCGUCCUGAAGAUACCACAGCCUGGACUGGGACCAGGCAAGACGUCCAGGGUGCUGCAGAAUGUCGCCUUCUCAGUUCAGAAAGAAGUGGAGAAGACUCUGCAGCCGUACCUGGACAGUGUUGAUGUUGUGUCUGUAGAGGCUGCCAGGACAAUCUUUGACAAAGUGAUGGAAAAGGAGUUUGAGGAUGGCAUCAUCAACUGGGGCAGGAUUGUGACCAUAUUCGCUUUCGAAGGGGUCCUCGUCAAGAAGCUUCUACAAAAGCAGAUGAUUCUGGAUGCGGACACUUACAAGCCCAUCCCUUAUUUUGUGGCUGAGUUCAUAACGAAGAACACAGGAGAGUGGAUAAAGCAGAAUGGAGGCUGGGAGAAUGGAUUUGCCAAGAAAUUUGAACAGCCUAAAUCCGGUUGGCUGAUUCUUCUGGAAAUUACAAGACAAAUUGGCGCGAUGGUAUUACUCUUGAGGAAGUACUGCUGAUCUGGGGGGACACCCUGUGCUGUGUCGUCUGCCCGAGCUCUCUGACCCUUGUGAGAGCUCUCGCUGGCAUGAAGGCUUCCACUUCUAAACGAACAACUUUAGUGAAGCAACUUCAGUUGCUCUCAUUAAUGGGACGUUUAUCCCCGGUGCAAUACAUACAUACAUAAUUGUA
Molecule: messenger RNA, 932 nt
Organism: Ochotona princeps (American pika)
Lineage: Eukaryota; Metazoa; Chordata; Mammalia; Lagomorpha; Ochotonidae
Gene: BCL2A1
Product: BCL2 related protein A1
Exons: 2
Coding region: 230-760 (176 amino acids)
Biological process (GO): mitochondrial fusion; negative regulation of apoptotic process; extrinsic apoptotic signaling pathway in absence of ligand
Cellular component (GO): mitochondrial outer membrane
Molecular function (GO): protein homodimerization activity; channel activity; protein heterodimerization activity
Source: RefSeq, a predicted model, not a curated record